UUGCUGUGAUAUCAGUAUUGAACAGAGAUUAAUAGAAGUCGGAACAAUGAACUAUAAAAUUUGCUACGUAUUCGCGUUGGCCUUCUUCGACGCCGCCCUUUUAUCAGCCGCCUUAAUAAACAACCCAGAACCCUUACUCGUGCCAUGUAACGUCGGAGACCUUGAAUGCCUGAAAAGAUCCACGGAAUUAUUUUUGAGGCAAACCUAUAAAGGAAUACCUGCCUUAAACAUAUUGCCUAUUGAUCCUUUAUCCAUUCCUGCAUUGGACGUUCCAUUUCAGGGUGAUAAUUUGGUGUACCUGAAUAAAAAUAUUACUGUGACGGGGUUGGGACCUCAGAAAUUGGAGGCGCUUAAAAUGGAUCUUAGAACUGGUUCGGUAGUGCUCACGACAUCUGCCGAUGUGAACAUACACGGCGACAUCAAUCAGGUGUUCCGCAAUCUGGGAAGGACCGUGGCGGGACAUUUCUGGACAUACGGACGUGUGUUAUGCACAGCUUCAUACAGUUACAAUCUACAAAGAGACGGCAUGGGAGUUGAACAUUAUGUAGUCGGUCCCGAAACUACCUCCUGCGAACUUGUCGACACGCCGGUAGUUUCAUUCAGUUCUCAGUUGGCGGAAACUUGCAAUGAUGCAUUUUGUCCAGAGGGGAUAAAACAGUUGUGGAAAACGAAUUUCUGCAAAAUAGUAGAGAAAGCGUACGUCACUGUCGUUCACAACAUCAGGGCGGCUGCUAAAGUUCUACCUGCGACAGCGUUCUUUAAAAACCCUCAUGGAAAUGGAAAUUAAAAUAUUUAAUUU
Molecule: messenger RNA, 799 nt
Organism: Cydia strobilella
Lineage: Eukaryota; Metazoa; Arthropoda; Insecta; Lepidoptera; Tortricidae
Product: juvenile hormone-binding protein-like
Exons: 6
Coding region: 47-787 (246 amino acids)
Source: RefSeq, a predicted model, not a curated record